This is a messenger RNA of Podarcis lilfordi (Lilford's wall lizard), 22518 nucleotides long. The record is from the annotation of a GenBank genome assembly. NCBI's taxonomy places the organism in Eukaryota, Metazoa, Chordata, Lepidosauria, Squamata, Lacertidae.
AUGGGGGAUGUUCUGUUUCAAGAAUAUUGUUCUGAUUCAGUGGGUAAAUAUUAGGCUUCAUAAGUCCACAAAGUCCCUCAGACGUUAGUUGUUCAUUAACUCUUUUGUAUAAAAGACUUCACUUCUGUGGAUUUGUCACAUCCAAAAUGGACAGGCAUUUUUUUGUCGCUUGGCUGUUUUUCUUCACUACAAGUAUUUGUGGCACCUGAGGUAAUUGUCCCUUUUUUGAAUUAGACAUGUCUCAUUUGUCUUUAGAAUAUCGGGGAAAUGUACAUGAAUUGCAAUAUCCAAUUUUUUAAACUUAUUUUCAUGUGGGGUUUAGGGUGAUGGCACGUAAUGGGAAGUCCUUAUUCUUGGGCAGCCGAUUUCCAUGACUACUUUCCCUGACCUUACGCUAUUCACAUCAGUAGACUACUCAUGAAUUAGAUUCCCAUCCCCCUCUUUUUAUCAUGUUACCGAAUGCAGUUCGGAAACAUGAAAAAAGAGGGGGAGGGGAAUCUAAUUCAUGUAUGAUUUUAACCUUAAUUUAGUUAACACUACAAUUGAACUGGUUGUCUUAAAUACUGAUGGGAGUAUAUAAACUACUAAUUUAAUUUAUAAUCUGGGAGGAUGCAUAACUCUGUGAUAAGAGUAUCUGCUUUGCAUGCCAAGGGUUCCAGGUUUUCUAGAGCCUGCCAGUCAGUGUAGGACAACAGUGAGCUAGGUGGACUUAUGACCUGACCAGUGGCGUAGUGGAGGGGCAAUUUUUUAGGGCAGGAGCAUGAACAUCAUCUGCCAGAGUGGAAGCCUAAUGAAUGGACUCUCUCCUUGCUCUGACAACUAAAUGAGCUGAUCAAAUCUUGCUCUACAAUAAUACAUUUGGUGUGGAAGAAGUUUGUCUGAAUUCAGAGAAUCUUUUCCACUUCUUCUCUAGAAUGCCAUUGAAAUCUACAGCCUGCAUGUGGACUGCAAAGUUACCUCACGAUAUGCCCACACAGUAAUCACCAGCAGAGUUGUCAACAGAGCGAAUGAAUCCAAGGAGGCUCUUUUUGAAGUGGAGUUACCCAAGUCAGCUUUCAUCACAAACUUUAGCAUGUAAGGCUUUGUAAGCUCAUGUCUGGGGCCUCUUAAAAGAUAGAGGACUUGCUCCAGCCCAGCUAUUCUGUGAAUGGAAGGGCUUCUUCCAGCUGAGGAAGUGAGUUGCAACCAGUAAGCUGUUCCAGUGCCAUCAACCGAACGUCCCAAUGAGUUGGGAGAGGAGGCAAUUUUCACCUUUUAAUUUAUAAAAGCAGAAUCUUACUGAAACUGAAUUCACCUUCCCCCAACAUCACCUCCCACAUGGUUCUGAAGGGUCCCCCCAACUCCAGAGCAGUUUUUUGGGAGGAAUAGGUGGGCUGCAGAAGAGGACAGGGGCAUAAGAGGACAUUACCUCUUUCUAAUGACUUUAACUGUUCAAAACACUGUUUUUUAAGGACAAUAGAUGGAAAAACAUAUCCCGGAAUAAUCAAGGAGAAGAAAUCUGCACAAGAUCAGUAUGACGCUGCGGUUUCACAAGGACAGAGUGCUGGACUGGUCAAGUAAGCAACUCCCCCCGCUGCUGCCAUUGCAGUCAUGGGUAAAGCCAUAGAGAUGAUAGAAGUGUAUAGGAAUAUUUGGAAAGUGGUUUACACCAAGUACUUUACUAGACAUUGCCACUACUUCGUAGCACCACUGACAUCAUUCCCCAAAGCUGAAGCGGGUCAAGAAAAUGCACACUAGACCAAAUGGGUUGAUCAAAUAAUCACACAACAAUACCAAAGGGAAAGGCGAAAAGAAAUAGUCACCAAACCUGAUGUUGUGAGCAAAAAUUGUCCCUAAAUGCAGGCCAACUGUGAUCAUUAAGCAAAGCAUUAAGGACAAGAUGGGUUGGAGCCAAAGUUCUGCUGAUUUACUAGGUCUCUUCUGCCUCUGUCUCUCUUGCCUUGCACCUGCUCAGAAGCCUCUGCUAAAUGUCAGGUGCCCUCAGUGUAAGCUGUGGCUUGGGACAGCAGCAAUGGAAGGGUGGAUUGUGAAAAUAAAGUGAAGGGACCUUGCGAGAACAGGGCUCCAUUUCCCACUGCAGUUUACUGUGUAGCAGCUGUACUGUUUACAACUGUCUCCUCACAUCCCAGAAAGGGCUUUCAGGAGCUGCAAAGGAGGUGAAAGAUUCCAUCAUGCAAGUGGCAUUUUGCUCACACAGUUGCAGAUCCAACCCAAUAUUCUUAGAACCUAAGUCUCAAUUCACUCUAUCUCCAUUUUACAGUCCUAGCAGCAUGCCCAAAUUAUAACAUUCUAAAGAGUGUAGAUUUGACUACAUUAUAAUCGAUCUAAAAGAGCUAUUGGUGGCUUUCAUGAAGUAGACCCGCUAAGGGUUAUAGACACCAUAUCAAACACUCACUGGUAUUGCAUAGUGAUGUCACUGAAGUUCAAGUAUUUCAAAUAUGAACUUUACAAAUGAUAAUGUUCAGCUGCAUCAUGAAUUGACUGUUGUUUCCCUGAGACGUUUCCCCCCAGCAAGGAUUCUUGGAGACUGUCACUUCUUGAGAGGCUUUUAGUAUUCAGAAAAGACACCAGAUGUUCUAGAAAUGUCAUGUCCCAAGUUUUUGGAAGUUCAGCAGCGUCCUAUCCACGAGAAGACCAGGGACAGGUAGCUUGCAGAGCUCUUAACAUCCCUAUUCCGGUGCUCUAGAACAGUCAAAUUUCCAUGAAACUGUGGUGCUUUGGCUGCUGCUAUUUCAGUACUCCAUGGAUGAAUGAAGGAAACCAUUGAUUCCAUUUACCUCUACAAGACAAACUACAUCUGUCAGAAUUCCCUCUUACACACAACUAUUAAAAGUAUAAGAGGCCUGCCUUCAACAUCUCCACUCCAGUAUCAGUGCAAGUAUACUACACUACUUCGAAAUCCAGUAUCACAUGAGUUGACUUCUACUCAUGUAGUGGGACAUCUCAUUCUUCUUCUCCCCCUUGCAGGCCCCUUUGCCUUCCAAAUCUGUUCUUGAGUGUCCCCAUAUCUUCUGGAAAAGAUUUGUGGGACACAAACAGCAUCUGCAGGGGAAGGAGAUGAAGGAAACAUCUCGUGGCACACGGAAGUCCAUUCUGCUAGUGGAUGGGCACAACUUAAUAUCACUCACGAGUUCAUUUCCCAGACAAACUUGAGCAUGAGCUGCCAAAUUCUUGCAUAAAGCCUAAAUUCCUCAUUUCCCUUCAGAUCAACUGGAAGAAAACUAGAACAGUUUCGUGUUUCAGUCAAUGUUGCAGCUGCUGCCAAAGUUAACUUUGAACUCACAUACGAGGAACUUCUAAAGCGAAAGCUGGGAAAGUACGAACUGCUGAUCAAGGUCAAGCCCAAACAACUUGUUAAACACUUUCAGGUAAAUUCUUGGAAGAGGCUCUUUCUAUAAAUGACACCAAUUGCUGGCCCCAUGUUGUAGCUGAAGGUUAUGACUCUGAAGCAUCUUUUUAUUUUCUUCAGAUUGACACCCACAUAUUUGAACCACAAGGUAUAAGUGCAUUGGAAACUGAGAGCACUUUCAUCACCAAUGAACUGAACAAUGCUCUAACAAAGGUGCAGAAUGAGACAAAGGUAUGCAUUAUAGGGACUACAAGACUUAGCAUGCUUUGUAAAAAAAAGAAAAAUCACCGGCCCUCCUAUUCUAGCUUGACUGAUUGUUUGCUUUUGUGGCUCUUAUUUAGGCCCACAUUUCAUUUAAACCAACCAUAGAUCAACAAAGAAAAACCCCUGGAGUGGAUGACACACUGCUCGAUGGAGAUUUUCUCAUACGUUAUGAUGUUAAAAGGAGUGAGACUGCAGGUGAUAUACAGGUAAAAAAUUACUGAGAAUUCAGAGUAAUAGGCAUCACUUAGCUAAAUUCAGGGGGGGGCAUAGGAAAAGGCCUAUUUACAAAUUGUAUAAUCUUAGUUUCAGGCAGCAACCCCUAAACCUUUGUUUGAAAAAGAACCAGAACUGAAUUGUAGCAUAAUCUUCUUCCUGAAAUUUAGAUAUUCCAGUCAGUUUUCUAGGUUCUUUAGUAAGAAAGAGAACAGCAACUUCCUUUAGACAAACAGUUGUUGGCUUCUCAUUUUCCUAGUCUUCAUGUAGUCUAAGGACAUCCCUACAGUAAUUUCACCACAGAAAACUAACUGCAAAGGCAAAGGGUCUCUAAUCUCAGUUUAAAAGACAAAUAUUUUGUCUCUAGGAACACAAAACCUGUUGACAUACCAGUAAAGCAGGUGUGUUUAUCUAAAAGGCUGGUUUAAGCUGCAAUCCUAUGCUCACUUACCUGGGAGAAAGCCCUGUUGAACUCAAUGGGACUUACUUUUCAGUAGACCUAUGUAGGUUUCCACUGCUUAUUGCUUUGUCUUCAGUUCAUCUGCUCAGAAAUUUCUAGAAGUCAAGAUCCAAGUUUGGGGCAAGGGAGAACUCCAGCAGAGAUUUAACAUGGCAAAACAUGCAGCAAAGCAAAGUGUAAAAAUAUCGGAUGUAAAUCCUUAAAAUGUGCCCUUUUCAGCGAAUUCCGAAAUGUCUCCCUUUAAAAUGUCCUUCCAAAUUUUUCCACUUCCCCUGGCAUAGAAAAAGACCACAUCUGGUAAAUUAUAAAAAUGGUUUACAGCGGUACCUCAGGUUACAGAUGCUUCAGGUUACAUACGCUUCAGGUUACAGAUGCUUCAAGUUACAGACUCCGCGAACCCAGAAAUAGUACCUCGGGUUAAGAACUUUGCUUCAGAAUGAGAACAGAAAUCGGGCGGCGGCGGCACGGCGGCAACGGGAGGCCCCAUUAGCUAAAGUGGUACCUCAGGUUAAGAACAGUUUCAGGUUAAGAACGAACCUCCAGAACAAAUUAAGUUCUUAACCCAAGGUACCACUGUACUUACAAACUCUCCUUGGGUCAGAUAAAUGUGCCUACUAUAAAGGAUUCAGAAAAGUUGCAGGGCAGCAAAAUGUAGCUUGUUUACAAAAUGCUAAAAGCUCCUAAACCAGGCAUAGGCAUACUUGGCCCUCCAAAUGUUUUGGGACUACAUUUCCCAUCAUCCCUGACCACUGGUCCUGUUAGCUGGGGAUCAUGGGAGUUGUAGGCCAAAAACAUCUGGAGGGCCGAGUUUGCCUAUGCCUGUCCUAAACUAUUGGUAUAGGAAAAUGUUUGUUUCACACUCCAUACUUGUCUCAAACAAAAGAGGCUGCAGCUCAAAGCUCCUCACACACCCAUGUUCACAUGUAGACUGAAGGAACGAAAGCUUGGUUACCUAUUUCCUUCCAGGGUGAGGGGAAGCUACAUAGGCUAAACCUGCUGGGACAGGUUACUCUAUGACCUUAACCCCUUCAUGCAUUAAUUAGAUUCAAGCAUGCUGGUUAUAUGAGGCUGGAUUAGAAGCUGUGAAGGCAGAAAAUAGCCAUUGUGGCUAUCAAUAGCCUUGUCCUCUAUGAAUUUGUCUAAUCCUCUUUUAAAAGCAUCCAAACUGGUGGCCAUCACAGCUACCUGUGGGAGAAGUUCCAUAGUUGGACUUAUUUUAUACACUGCCGUGUUGAGAUAUGAAUGUGUAUAUCUGAAGCUGAGGCUCCAAUACUUUGGCCACCUCAUGAGAAGAAGGGCCUCCCUGGAAAAGACCCUGGUGUUGGGAAAGAUUGAGGGCACAAGGAGAAGGGGACGACAGAGGACGAGAUGGUUGGACAGUGUUCUCAAAGCUACCAGCAUGAGUUUGACCAAACUGCGGGAGGCUGUGGAAGACAGGAGUGCCUGGCGUGCUCUGGUCCAUGAGGUCACACAGAGUCGGACACGACUAAACGACUAAACAACAGCAAUAUAUGAAUACCACUUGUUUUGUUUUCAGAUUGUUAAUGGAUAUUUUGUGCAUUAUUUUGCACCCAGUCAAAUGCCAGCAUUUCCCAAAAACGUGGUCUUUGUCAUAGACACGAGUGGAUCUAUGAGUGGGAAGAAAAUACGGCAGGUAAUGUUUUUCCAAAUAGAAAAUGUUCUAGUGUUUGUGCCAUGCUACGCCAACGGUAUGUUAAUUACCAGUGACAAUAGCAGUAUCUCUUUGACAGUCACAAUGAAUCUUUAUGGAGUCUGCUAUCCCACAGCAGGACCAAACUGCUCCUCUCUUUGAGAUUUGAGAGCUGAGGCACAUAAGAACAAGUGUUUUAGCUCCUUAGAGCCUUGCUCAUUUACAGUAGUUUGGACUUAGUCCCUGUCCUAUUUUUCAAGCCCACUGCCUCCUUGGCUGUUUAUGCAAGAUAGCCUUUAAAGUAAGGAAAGCAGUAUUGUAGGACUGCCAAUUCCCAGGGUCCACACAUUCCGUUGUUCUCUCACUGGUACAAUAGGUUUUUCUGGCUUUUGUAGCACCUCAAGCAUCUCCCAGGAAAAGCUAGGCCACAUUCUGGAAAUCAGUUGGGUCUGUGUGUGCAUAAAGCACUGGAGAUGCAUCACCCCUAUUGCUACAACCCUAGAAUUGCCUUUCUGGGAGGAAUCUCAAAGGGCAAGAGAGGUACAGCAGUGCAUGAUGUGUAACGACACAUUGCCACACCUUCUCUUGACUGAAUUUACUUUAGAAGACCAGCAGCAGAGCAUGUAAAUUCUACUACAGUCUGAAACCAGCCACACAGUACCACCUCAUCAAGUAAACUUCCCGGAUAAAUUGCUUUCUGUCAAGUCAAUUUACUUAAGAGAAGGCCACAAGCAUGCUGUUUAAAGAGGACAUAGUCCCUUGUCUUGUCUUUUUUUUCUAGACCUUAGCAAAUGAUAUUAAAGAGGGAUGUUAAUGGCCUAGGAUGAAAUUUAAAAUGGGAACCAAAUCAGUUACAACACAGACCAAAGCAGUUGUUCUGGGACACACCUUGCCCACAGCAACUUCUACAUGCAGGGUCCUUCAACCUGCUUCAUGGGCUACAUUUUUUCUGCACAAAACCACUUCCAUAUUGGGGGGAAAAAAGAAAAAUACAUAGUUGUUUGGCUGCAGUUCUGUGUCCACUUACUGGGGAAUAAGUUCCAUUAAAUGCAGGGGGACUUCUAUAUGAGCAGACAUGCCAAGGAUUAGGCUGCUAGACCCAUACUCUGCAGAAAUAGUUAUUUAAAUAUAAGUCUAAUGUUAAGUUUCUGAUUCUGUGACUGGAAAUUGCAUUGCUUUAUUACUUUUUAUAGACAAAAGAGGCAAUGAAAAAGAUUUUGGAAGACCUUAAUCCUGAAGAUUACUUUAGCUUAGUUCUCUUUAGUGGAACUGUGAGGUUAUGGACUUCAUCUUUGUUGCAAGCUACAGAGGACAACGUGGAACGGGCUAAACGACAUGUUGAGACCAUUUCUGCUGGAGGAUGUAAGUUUGUCAACUGAACAGACUUGUCAAGUUUUUCAGCAGAGUUUUAAUCAGAAAUGCUCACUGCAGUAUAUUUUAAAAGUCCAUACCUAAUUCUCAGGUGUUCAGUUUUUCAUUCAACAGCUUCUUAUUUUUUAUGCUCAGAAAUAUGACCAUAUUCCUCCUCUAUAAUUGUUCAGUGUAUUAACUCCCAUUUGCAUACUGUAUGUCUAAACUUGCUCGUCUCCUGAUUUUUCUUUGUGGACUUAGUGCUAUUUUAUUUUCUUUAAGCCCUAGAUUUCUACUAGUCUAGGUCUUUUUGCUUUCUUUCCCCAUAUCCCCAGGGCAACAUCUUGCCUUCGAUGCAGGAGCAAAUGCCCACCAAGGUGCCAAGUCAAGAUAUUUUGGCACAAGAAAUAGAAUAUCCCACAAGGGCCUCUCCUCCCACCCCAGCAAUUAAACAUUGCAGUAAUAAUGCAAGACAUGCCAAAGCACUUUAUUGAGAACUCAAACAACCCUUAGGCAUGAGAAAAGGCCCAUCAGAAAUCUAUAGCAUUAUCCACCCUAGCGCCUAGUUUCUAGAGCAUUUUUCUAAGGCCUGGGUUAAAACUCUGCCAGACCUUGGCAAACUGGAACACACAUAAAACAUGGGCUGGGUGAAAAUAAAGCCUUUAUUUAUUUAUUUAUUUAUUUAUUUAUUUAUUUAUAUAACAGCAACAUUAAGAUUGAAUGAAAUUAAUUUGCCUGUUUCUCUUAAUUCAGUUGUGAAACUAUUGACUGUACCCAGUGAUUUCAGUAACUUUGCAUUUAUUUCUUUUGUGUUUGUCUUCUUUGUAUGUUCAAAACUCAUGGACUGGAUUUCACAAUAUUGCAAAUAAGAAAUGAAAUAACCAUUAACUGGCUGCCUUUUCAAGACUGUCUAACUGUUGGGAUGGCCCUGGCUGUCUCUCUCCCUCCAUACCUUUGAAGCCUCCUCACUAGAUCGCUGAAGAACAAUAUAAAUCUCUGGUCAAAUCCACUGACCUGUUUUCUUUCCCAUUACAGCAACAGAUAUUAAUGGUGCUCUUCAGAAGGCAAUACACUCACUGGACAAAGACACCACAGCUGAGCUAUUGCCAGACCAAAGCAUUUCCAUGAUAAUUUUGCUGACAGACGGUCAACCUACUACUGGUGAGUUAGAAACAGCAAAGCCACACAUUCUGCUAUUAUUUUCAUUUAUAUUUUUUAUUUUUAAUGCAUACUUAUCAACAAUUACUUUAAUUAGACAUUUUCUGUGUGUGUGUGUGACCCCCUUUUCAAGCUCCUACUUCUCUUUCUCUUCAACAAUUGGCAUUUUCAAACCUUCCAGUAAAGAUUCUCCCAAUAUCUUUGGAUUUGGUUUUUACAAGCCCCUUAAACAUUCAACAUAUCCAUACAAUUGACAAAGAGAUAAUCAAAUAAGCAAAAAAGUCUAAACAGAGGGAGGAGGAUGCUAAACAGAGAGGAGCUGAAGAAUCACACACAGACUGAUCCUCAGCAGAACUUUCUUCAAGCAGUUACAGCCUAAGUGGGAACACAGAAUAUCCUCCAGACAUCAGCUUGCUGUAUAAGUCUACAAAAUUUCCUCAUGUUUUAUAACUCUCUUUCACACCUUCAUUUACUUCGGACUCACUAGAUUGUAUGACUGCCAGAGGGGGGGAAAAACAAUAUAGCCUUUAUCUGGCUACAAUAUAGUACUCCUGCAGUUUCUCAAUAAGAAACAGGAAGUCCUAAAUACAAAACAUUUUUCUUGGUACAGAAGAAAUAUAUAUUAUAGUUGAACACCGAUAUCCAAUAUUUGCUUCUGAAAGUUUUUUCUUUAAUUGAAAAAUCAGUGGGUGUUUGUAAACUCAUUAAUUUUUUUAUACUCCCAACAUCUGCUUGUUUCUUUCAAAAUGCUGCAUAUUUAAUUAUUUUAUCAGUGGCUGGGGUGCGUUCACAUUUUAUACCCAUAUAUGACAGGUGAAACAAACAUUGAUAGGAUUCAAAGAAACAUACGGGAAGCUAAUGAGGGGAAGUACUUCCUCUACUGCCUUGGCUUUGGAUUUGACGUCAGCUACACAUUUUUGGAGAAGAUGGCUUUAGAAAAUGGGGGAGUGGCUCGCCGUAUAUAUGAGGACUCAGAUGCAGCCUUGCAGCUCCAGGUAGGGGAGAAACAACAAUCAAAACAUAUACAUAUGUUUUAAAUGAAGAAUCUCAAAACUGUCUUCAGGUAGGCCAAAAUAUUUCUCUAUGGAAAGGAAUUCAGUGUUGUGCUAUAAGUUAAAAGGUAGGUAAAGGACCCCUGGAUAGUUAAGUCCAGUCAGAGGCGACUAUGGGGAACAGCGCUCAUCUCACUUUCAGGCCGAGGGAGCUGGCGUUUGUCCACAGACAGCUUUCCAGGUCAUGCGGCCAGCAUGACUAAACCGCUUCUGGCACAACAGAGCACCAUGACAGAAACUCGAGCGCACGAAAACACUGUUUACCUUCCCACUGGAGCAGUACCUAUUUAUCUACUUGCAACAGUGUGCUUUUGAACUGCUAGGUUGGCAGGAGCUGGGACAGAGCAAUGGGAGCUCACCCUGUUGCAGGGAUUUGAACCGCCAACCUUCUGAUUGGCAAGCCCAAGAGGCUCAGUGGUUUAGACCAUGGCGCCACUGCGUCCCUUGUUGUGCUAUGGAAAACGUUCCGUCAACACGGAGCCUUCCCCUUUCUGUUUCCUAUGCAUGCUGUUCUGGGGGCUCUCCUGAGCACCCCAGAGCCAAUUUUGGAGGGUGUGGGGGCACACGGAGGAAGGAGAGUGGGGGAGAGUCUCAUUGCAUUAACAGAAGCAUUUGUGCAGGCUUUUGCCAAUGGGAUUUGUUCCUGUGGUUACCUUUUCUGUCUGUCUCAUUCAAGGGCUUUUAUCAUGAGGUAGCUACACCUAUCCUGAAAGAGAUUGAAAUGAAGUACCCAGACAAUGCCGUACUGGAAAUAACUCAGAAUAAUUUCAAGCUGCUCUUUGAUGGCUCUGAAAUUGUUGUAGCUGGAAAGCUCGGCAAUGACGUUGAUGAUCUUCCUGUGGAAAUUAAAGCUAAAGGAGUAAGUACUGAGGGGGGGGGGGAAUGGCUUCUUUUGUAUGAACAACUUUGGGCUGCAUACAAUGUUGGGUCCCCAACAUUCUGUGAUAUAUCCUGCUUUGAAACUAAAAACUCUGUGUCAGGUAUGUCCCCUCAAAGAAGCUCAUCAACAAUUUUGGCUACCCUAAAAAAAAGCUCAACAACUUUGACCUGAACCUGAGUCUCUUAGGAGUUGGCUACCCCUGCUCUAUUCUUUUCCUUUUAUGUUUUUUUAAAGUAUUUGAAAUUCUUUAAAGGAAAAAAUCCUUCAUCCAAAUAUCCCAGGGAAGCUCACAAUAGAAAAAUACGAAAUGAGAAUACAAAAUACAUAAUAAAACAGAUAUAAAAACAAACCAUUGACGCUCCCUCCCACAAACACAUUUAAGAAGCCAUAGAAGGUUAAUCAGCCGAAUGCCUGUUGAAAAGAAACAUUUUUGCCUGGCGCCUAAAGAUAUGCAACCAGGGGCGUAGCAGGGAGGGGGCUGAUGGGGCAAUCACUCCAGGCACAUGGGGGGGGGGGCUGCUCCAGCCCCCUUCCCUGAGCCAGCCCUGAACUGCUUUGCAAGACCCCUCGGGGAGGGCAGCACGAGGGGGACACUGCAGUCAUGCACCCUUGAAUCCCAGCCUCUCCACAAAAACAUGAGCUCACAAUUGUCUUCUUUCUAUUGUUUUAUUCAUCAUUUGUUCAUUUUAUGAAUGCAAUAGAUGCCUACUCUUCUCUCUCCCCUCCAAUUUUAAAAGUUUGCUUAAAUAGGUUUUCCCCUCUAACAUCAGUUUGUGUAGAAAACAGUAUUUGUUGCUUAUACAGUGGUACCUUGGGUUAAGUACCUAAUUCGUUCCAGAGGUCCGUUCUUAACCUGAAACUGUUCUUAACCUGAAGCACCACUUUAGCUAAUGGGGCCUCCUGCUGCUGCUGCGCCGCCGGAGCACGAUUUCUGUUCUCAUCCUGAAGCAAAGUUCUUAACCCAAGGUACUAUUUCUGGGUUAGCGGAGUCUGUAACCUGAAGCAUAUGUAACCUGAAGCGUAUGUAACCCGAGGUACCACUGUAUUCAGACUGAGUGUUACUUUGAAUAACUCGCACUCUCCGCUCGUUUUCCAGCAUGCCAGUGAACUUACUCUUAAAGAAGAGGCAAAUAUAAGAGAAAAGGAGCAAGUAUUUCAGCAUCAGAAAUACAUCUUCGGAAAUUUCAUUGAGAGAUUAUGGGCCUAUUUGACAAUUCAACAGCUACUAGAAAAAUCGUAAGCUAAUAGUAGUGUGGCAAACUACCCCAAUCUCCAAGCAGUGUGAGAUUACAGGGGUUCUGUGUGCUUAUCUAGGGUUCAUGCUUCCCUUGGAAUGAGACUGUGGUGUCUUUAUGAUACAGUCAUACCUUAGUUGUAAAAUGGAAUCAGUUCCAGAAAUCUGUUCGACUUCUGAAAACGUUCAACAACCGAAGUACAGCUUCCAGUUGGCUGCAGGAGCAUCCUGAACUCAAUCGAACGCCACGUCAGAUGUUCAGGUUCCAAAGAACGUCGCAAACCAGAACACUCACUUCUGGGCUUGCAGCGUUUGGGAGCCAAAACAUUCGGCUACAGAAGCGUUCAGGAUCCAAGGUAUGACUGUAUAUGGUUUAUUUACACAUACAUACAAACACAGCCUCUGAUGGAGGGGUUCACAGCAUUAACUCCUCAAGAGGAUUAUUCUUCUCCUAUAGCCACAACCUUGGAUCCCAACAGAAAUCAGGCAUGGCUCUCUCUCUCUCUGGCUACCCGGCCCACAGCUUUGCUUCCAGAUUCUAGCUCCCAUGACUUAACUCCCAACCCUGGCCUUUAUCUUUCUAACUACCAGCAAGUUGCGGGGGGGGGCACCCAUUUGCUAUCUGGCACAUAUCCACUUCUUUUGUUACCUUAACAGUCCAUGACCUCACCAGGAAGCUAGCCUGGCUAUUCCAGGAAUUUGAAUCCUUGAUUUGUUUUUAACACUUGCUGAAUCCAGGGAUUAGAAGGGUUUCGGAUUCAGCCUACUCCCUCACAACUCAUAACACAAUGUAAAGUGAGUAAUAGUUGCUUAGUGACUUGAGAAACACUUCUUUCUGCAAGAUCUUGGCUCAUGCUGAUAAUCCCUUGGCUUUCAUUAUUGUAGUCACAUCCACACCAUAUAUUAAAAAUUGAUAUUUUAUUGAAAAAUUUUCAAUUACAAAACAAUAAAGUGAUGCAGAAAGGGAAAAAGAACAAAGAACAAAACACACAACUGUGUAAAGGAGGCAAAAGCAUUAUAUGAAUACAUACAAAAAUACCCUAACCCAUACAUUAUUUUAUAUAUUUGAUAUUAAUCUAAAACUAAAGUAAAUAUAUAUUUAAAGCUCAUAGGUUCCUCCACAGAAUCCCAGGAAUAUAGUUUGUUAUAGGUUCUGGCAAUUGUGAGGAAAAUUACAUUCACACAAUUCUUUGGGAGAAGCCAUGACUGUAUAAAUGUGCUUUAAAUAUAUUGUGUGGCUAUGUCUGUUUCAGUGAGAGGGUGUAAAUCAUAGCAGGUUGUAUCAAACUCAAUUACUGUGCACAUGAAACAAUGUCUGCAAGCACAGCACAACUCCUCCCCAUCUUCUCCCCUUGCUUGUCCACCAAAUCUAUUCUGGGUUCCCCCACCCCAAACCCUUCAGAGCAGGUUAGAGGCUGGUGUAGGGGGCCCAUGGGGGUAGGAGAAGGAGGGGAAGCCCUGUUACACUUGUGGGUGUUGUUCUGUGUGUGCAGUUAUCUAGUUGGAUACAAGCCAACAUUCCUAACAUAAAACCCAACGCAUAUACGUAAGUCUCUGUAUUUUGUUUCACUGGAUCAUGUGUAGAAAGCAGACAGUGCAGAUUUUGCCUCUGUAUUCUAGUGCUUCAGCUGAUGGAGAACAGCGGGAAAACCUGGAAGCUCAAGUUUUGAACAUCUCCUUGAAGUUUGGAUUUGUUACACCCUCACUUCCAUGGUGGUCACCAAACCUGAUGCUCAAGAGGUGGCAAACAAGCCUACAGAGGCAGGUAACUCAGAACAAAUUGCUCCCAUCUCAAACUGAAGUGAUUCAUGCAUUUAUCUUUUGAAUCUCAUCCAAGUUCAGUGCUAGAAGAAUGAGUUGAGAGCUCUGGCUAUGCGGGCGUGUUGGGAGAGUGGUAAAACAGUCAGAUAGAAGUAUAAUUAUUGAGACAAGGAUAAUGAUAAAUGUAGCUUAUAAUUAUGUGAAGAAAGGUGAAGUCACUGAUGUGAUAGCACUGGUAUGUUACUGGUGCUGAAUAUACCUUUCAUAGAAUCAUAAAACUGUAGAGUUUGAAGGGAUGCCAGAAAACACAACUAAAGAAUCCCUGGCAGAUGGCCAUCUAACCUAUGUUUAAAAACUUCCAAUGAAGGAACGUCAACCACUUUCGAAGGGAGUCCAUUCCACUUCUGUCAGAAGUUCUUGCUGAUGUUUAUUUGGAAUCUCCUUUACUGUCAUUUGAAUCCAUUGGUUCAUUGGUUUCUGGAGCUGCAGAAAACAAGCUUGCUCCAUCUUCCACAUGACAGCCCUUCAGAUAGUUGAAAAUGGCUGUCAAAUCACCUCUUAGUCUUCUCUUCUCCCAUCUUAACACCCAAUAGCCUCAAUCAUUUCUCAUAAGGCUUGGUGGCCAGACCCUUGAUCAUCUUGGUUACCCUCCUCUGCACAUGUUCCAGCUUGCCAAUAUCCUUCUUAAACUGUGAUGCCCAGAAUUGGACACAGGACUCCAGGUGUGGUCUGACCAAGGCAGAAUAGAGUAGGACUAUUACUUCCCUUGGGGACACGGGUGGCGCUGUGUGUUAAACCACAGAGCCUAGGACUUGCCGAUCAGAAGGUCAGCGGUUCGAAUCCCCACAACGGGUGAGCUCCCGUUGCUCAGUCCCUGCUCCUGCCAACCUAGCAGAUCAAAAAGCACGUCAAAGUGCAAGUAGAUAAAUAGGUACCACUCCGGUGGGAAGGUAAAGGGCUUUUCUGUGUGCUGCUCUGGUUCGCCAGAAGCAGCUUAGUCAUGCUGGCCAUAUGACCUGGAAGCUGUAUGCCGGCUCCCUCAGCCAAUAAAGCGAGAUGAGUGCCGCAACCCCAGAGUUGGUCACGACUGGACCUAAUCAGGGGUCCCUUUACCUUUAUUACUUCCCUUGGUCUGACAAUAGAAAAUAGUGUGAAAUGCUUAGAAUGAUAUAAUAGGCAGACUCUUUGGCAUUAUUCCUGAUUUGGUUUGUGGUUUUCAGCAAUAGAAUUUGGUGAGUGAUUGUCUGUUAAGUCAUACUGAGACCCAUUAAAAUCCAAUAACUUCAUUAAUAAGUAACUUAAGUCUAUUGAUUUCUAUGAAUCUAGAAUGAGUAUGAGGAACGUUGGUGACAUAUCUUUUCUGGUUUCCACUGAGCAAUUUAUGUACGCCAAAACUGUGAAAUCGUACUAUUGUUGUGAAAUAGUUUUCUCAAAAAGGUCAAUCAAGAAAGGUGACAGAUUAGCACACAUUACUUCCCAAUAGCACCAAAAGGCUAUGGCAUAAUUCGAGGGGGCAAACACAGGAGAAAUAAAAAUUGAGAUGGAGCUUACAGUCCAUUGAAGCUGUCUUUGUUUCUUUGACCAGAUAAUGAGAAUGUAAACACUGCUGCAGAUCGAAUGUUUGGUAUGUAAUCUGAUUCAACAAUUAAAUACCAAUAACUUAUUCCUAAGAAUUUCUAUACUGUGAGAAAAAUGAUCUAACCAUGAGACUCUCUCAUAGGCAUGAAGAAAGCUUCUAGAAUCGUAGGAGGUAGCGAUCCUCUUGACACCUCCUGGAGUUAUGGUAUGAAAUCUUCACGAAUUUACUGCUACAGCUCCACAGUCUGUUUUCUGGAGUGUUGAGAACUGAGGCACUUAUCUCUCUCCUGUACAGAAGUUGCAGAGUCACUAAAAAUCCGCCAACAGCAAUGCUGAAGUCAUAUGGGGUUAGAGUGGCUCUGUUUCUCUCUGGAGAUGCGGAGCCAGAAGGAGGGUUUGUCUUCGUGUGCCAUUGGACACAGCCAUGUGAAGUUGGACACACAAUGUGUGCAGUUGGAAAAAGGAGGGGAGGGAACUAGAAGGAUUAUAUUUAUGUCAGGGAUAGUAUGGACACAAAUUGUAUUAGGGUACAAUGUGCUUUGCUUCCAUACUUACGCAUAUUGAAACACUUCCUUCUUUUUCAGUAAGAACAUCUUGGUCAGCGCAAAUAGGUAACGGUUUCGAUUUCCAUCCACAAUAUCUUCUACCCGAUAUUCAAGAUACCGGUAAUGCUCCAUCACAUUCUUGUAUGGUUUAGGCUUAUCUUGCCCUCUGUGUUCCUUCUUCUGCAGCCAUUGUAAAAUAGUUGGUCCCUGGGAGCCAAUGGUGGCAUAUUAUAAUGGACGUAAAAAUUACAGCUUUCUGUUUCCACAGAUGGUUGGGCCUGCCUCCUACUUUUAAGUACAGGACUCUCUGUGCCAGUGCUAUGGGUUUGGCCCCAAGUAUGCAGACAGGACAACAUUAGUGUUCUUGUAAUUUGGUGAUUGCAAAGAAUUGGACCUUUCCUCUCAAAUCAAUGGAGUAUACACUCUUAGCACACUCAAUGCACAAUAUUUAAGAAUUAAAGAUUAUUUGUUUUUUUGUUUUCUUGGAGGAGUGCUACACUCACCAUUUUCUUCUCCCUGCUCCCUACAGCUGGGUAUGCGAGGCAGAGAAAACUACUACUAAUUUGAUAAUCCCUUUUCUCUUUCUUAAUCUCAUGAUGGUGAGUUUGAUUCCUGCAUUGCAGAGAGUUGGACUAGAUGACCCUUGGGGUCCCUUCCAACUCUAUGAUUCUAUCAUUAAUCAGUUUUGUGAGACUUUGGUUUUUGUGUAAUUUUCUUAGUCGCAACUUGAGGCAGAGAUAGCCUUGGGAAGGAUUGCAAGUGGGGAGGGUCUCUGUAUGGGGUCCUGAGGUCCUUGCUCCCAACUAGAGCUUCCAGGUUUUUGCUUUCCCUUCAUGGGUAAGGGAUUGUGAAUAGCUGCUUUAUAAUUGGCUUAGCGUUGCUUCCAGGUGAUAAGUUAUUGAGCAUUCAUCCUCAUUUGUUUGCAGAAUGUUUUCAGGGAGGUUAUAUAAUGGCUCUGGUUUAAGAUUUACUCUGAUUUGUUUGCAGGGAGGUUGUACAGUGCUGCAUCAAAAAUUUGUUAUCUCACAAUUUCCAGUGCUUUUUCCUGCCACAUUCUUUACUGCAAAAAGUCUCUCUCUGUGUGCAAGAGCAUCAAAUAUGCUUUAGUUGUGCAACCUGAAUUUGUCAGUGUGAAAUUGCAUGACACCCACAAAAUGUUAAGUUCAGUGUUCUUGGGAAAGGAGGAAUGCUUAUUUUUCCCCCUUGAGAAUAAAUAUGCAUGAAGCUGCCAGUGUUCACUUUCUGAGUGUUUUUGCCUGGCAGAUUUUGCCCUGUUUCAGGGACAUCAAGUGGCAUUUCUCCUAGAUGAAUCUUUCAGCCAAAUGUAGUUGGCAAUUGAUAUACAGUAUUUAAAAGCCACUUGGCAGUAUUGUUUGCUGCAUAGUGAUUGUGAUUUAAAAAAUAUAUUAGGACAAAUUUUUAGGGGUAGCAAUGUGUCCCUAUACCUUAAGUGGGACAUGUUAAAUAAAAAUAAGAAUCCUGCUAAAUAAAAAUACGAAUCCUGUUAAAUAAAAAAUAAGAAAAACAAAAACAAAAAACAGAACCCCAGUCCAUAUGACCAGCGAUGAGACAUGAUGGAAAUCAUAGUCCAAAAUCUCUGGAGGACACCAGGUUAUGGAAGGUUGAUCUACCUAUGUAUAUACCUAUGUAGUAUAACAGCAGAAAAUUAACAAUUUAUAUAUUUUUGGGUUAUUUAGAUUAUGCGGAUUAUUCAUACACGUUGCUGGGGAGUCACCCAGGUGAGUAAUUCACACUUUAUUCUCUAUUAAUAUAUUUUCCCCUCCAUGAGGUGUUUCAGAUAUGGGUACAUGUAUUUGGAAUCCCACUGGUAAGGUGGAGGGGAGCAACAUUCAAGACUAAGUGGGGAAAUGUUUGGUGAGGAACAGGUUAAGCAGCACCCAGGCCACUCCUCAGAACAAAUUCAAUCCCCCAGCAUCCCCAGGUGGGGCUUGGAAGGACUUCUGCCUGGAACCCUGCAGUCAGUGUAGACAGUCCUGAGACAGAUAGAUCAAUGGCCUGACUCAGUAUAAAGCAGCUCCUCUCUUCCUAAAUUCGCAGCCUUCUGAGGUUGCUGUUCUUUUUUAUAUAAAAAAACCCCCACAGACAACCUUUUCAGGUUUGUUAAGAGUGUGUGUGUAAUAUGUAGCAUGUGUGAUUUGGGAAUUGAGAAAACUCAAAGUGUUACCUUCCUUAGUGCUUGUCCUGUCUCUAUCGCUUAAUUUUAAGUCCACUCUACGAGGGCUUUGUCAUAUAUGAGCAGGAUGACUUUGGGCCACCAGCCACCAUUUGGAAUCAAUAUGGAAGACCCAAAUAUAGCUUUGACAUGACUUCACUGAAGGUUUGGCAAGAAAGGUCCAAACUCACAAAUUGCACUAUUAAAAAUGACAAUAUUUUUUGGUUUCUACUGAUUCCUAGGCAACGUUCAGUCUCUCCCAGACACUGUUAAUGAGUAUCCAAGUUUCAUUCUUCAACUGACUCAUGAAAAAAAUCCCAUUUGUUUAAAUAUCAAUGGACAGUUGCAAACACCCAUAAUCCUGCUAACUGAUACAGACAAAGGUAAGCCUUCUAAUGUAAGCUGCUGUCAACUCCCCAACUUUCAUGUCAAGCAUUUUGGUUGUUUCCAGAAAUCUGUGUGAGUGCAUUUUAUUUGACAAUGAAAUACAUCAAAACUACUGACCAGGGAAUUCUCAACACUAUUGGUCUUGUAGAGCUUACACUGAAAAAUGUUGUGACAUGGUUUUCUGUUGCUAAUAUCAUGCAUUAGUCAGAAUACGUGGUUUUACAUGUCUCAUUCCAGUUGUUCAAAGUGUUUCACAUAUUUAUUGUAGAAAUCCUUCCUGCAACAUUGAAUCACAUGUCUCACUUUUUAAUAUUGUUAUUUAUUGUUAUUAUUUCAUGGUCCAUAGGCCAACAUAGUACUUAAUCAGUACUAUUUGUUUUAAAGGUUGAGGGUCCAAUUUCAGAGUUUACUUCUUUUAUACCUGCCUGUAUCUUCUCUCUAUCUGUCAUCACAUGUCUUAUGUACAUGUUAUGUACAUUUGUCAAUACUAACCAACAAAUAUAGGCUAGUUGUGUCAUCUGGUUCUAGCUGUAGCUCUUGCAAUUCGGGCCAAUUGUGUGAUUUCAGGAGGCAUUCAAAAAAGGUGACAAGAAGUGCUGGUAACACAUGGAAUUUGUUGCUCUUGAGCUUAUAUCACAGUUUUAUUUAUAUUAAAUUGCUGCUUAGUAAACAGCAAUAUGUUUCUUGCGUAUGAUCCUCAUAUUUAUUUUGACUAUUAUAUUUUCAGGGAUCCAAGUGACUGGCAAGCUUGGAGAAAACAGAAAGUUUGUGGAGUUCAAUGUAAUCUAUCAGACACCCAAUGUGCAAAUCAAAGUGUCAAUGGGAGAAAUUAUACUGAAUGAUCAGGGCAAUGUGAACUCUUUCCCAUGGACAAAGAAUGCAUCUUUAACAACUAGAGGGUAAAAUUUGAUAUUUUCAGUUUCUUUCCAGUGUUGGUUGGUUUGACUUUGAGGCUAUACCUAAUGCUACUUUUACAUUCUUGAAUUCCUAAACUUGCAUAAUUUUUCAAAGUGCAAGCCGAACUGUUCAUGCAUCCAAAUAACAGCAUUAAUGUGAAAUUCAGUGGAUUCCCUCAUUUUGGGACUUUAAAAAAUAUUGGUUUUCUCUUUGAACAAAGCAUUUUAAUUUCCUAUGAACUGAGGUAGGUGCUUCAUAAUAUAUGUUAGCUUAGACUGGCGAGAAGCAGUUAGUUGGCCAGAAAAUAAUGAAAUUGACUCAGUAUCUCAAGCUGAAAUGUUUCAGUGAAUUGUGCCCACUGAGCUUUGUUCUGGUUUAUUUCGUGGCUUGGAUGUCACAGCAUCCAGAUACAAUUGGCAGUGGUGCCGUUUUGGACAGCCUUACUGGAGGGGGUGUUGGGGGCAUAGAGUUACAGUGACACCAAUCAUGAGAUUAUAUCUUGCCCCCCAUACUUUUUAACACCAGUGCGAAACAACUGAAGCUAAUCUUAGGAAGACAGUGGAACCCUGAAUUGGUGUCUGGAGAGUGUCCUAAUCAAAAUCAAAUGAUUUCAAUUUCAGGAGCUGAUUUUACCUUUAAAUGUAAAGCCCUAAAUAGUUUAGGGUCAAGUUAUUUGCAGGAACCCUAUAAACGUGCUAAAGCAAGAUGGUAGCCGCCUGAGACAGAAUCUUUUCAAUUGUGGCCCCACAUCAGUGGAAUCUCCUCCUCAAAGAUCUUUGUAAGACACCUUUUUGGUUGUUUUUACAUGGUCUCUUAAUUUUUUUUUAGUUUUCUAAGCUUUCCCUAAUGAUGACUUUGUCUUUCAAUGUUUAAGCCUCUCACUCUAAUACAGUCUUAUAUUGCUUUUUCCAUGGUGUUCAAUUUCUAUUCUGAUUGUAAUAAUUUUUACCUGUUGCUGGUAACUAUUGUGUCAUAAGAAGAGUGUAAAUAUUUUUUAAAAAUAAGAAAUGCAACAAGAACCAAAUGCAGAAAUACCUAUUAUGCCACCUUGAAAUUGGGAUUGCAGAUCAAGAGGUAAUUCAGGGAAUAUUGAAUUGUUACAAUACAUAUAGUGCCACAACUCUACAAACAUUUGGUAUUCUAUAGUAAUAAUGUAUAUAUUUCUAUAUAUUAAUAUUUAUUCAUUUAUUUCAACAUGUAUAUAUUUAGAAAUAACAGCAUCACUUCCUUCCUAGGUUGAGCUUUCUUAUUGAAAAGGAAAGGAGUCUUUCACUAUCAGGACCAGAUGGUAUCACAAUACAAGUUUACUAUAUGAAGAACCCUCUUAAUUUCCUUGGAUUGCACUUCAAGAAUAGUGAACUUUUUUCUAACAACAUUGUUGGACUUUUUGGUAUGUAUUCAGAUUUUGCAAUGAGGUAGCAAUCAUCAUGCUAUUUACCAGUAAGCUUGGUUUUGAUGUAGCACUAUAACUUAAUAUUGUAUAUCCUUGGAACAACGCUGAAAGGAAAUGAGCAUGAAUGUCUCUACAUUUCAGAUGGAGUGGGGAUGAGAAGGGGAGCCCUGAUUUAGUGGCUUUCCUAAGUCACCUAGUCAGUUCAUGACACCUUAAGUUAUGUUUCAACUGGCAACUGUCUGGUCCACAGCUCAAUCUCUCCGUCACUACACCAAUACUUGUGAGAAUUGGGGUGGUGCGGCUACAUGAUUGUCAGGAGAGCCACCGAAGAUCUUCCUCAGUUUCCAGGCCCAACCUGAUGUUCUUACUCCUAUCUUUGGAGAGGGAACCCGUGUCAGACUCUUGGCCAUGGCUGCCUCCUCCCUGGGGCUCACCGUUCCUCAAGUACAAGGCAGCUCCACCUCAGAAAAGUGGACAACUGUUGAAUAAAUGUCUAGAGAAAACUCGGAGAAACUCUGAGCUUGUUGUUUUAUGAGUAAAACUACCUUCUCAUGUUUAAUUAUUGAUUAUUAUUCAUAGUAGGCGCAAAGUGUACUGCAGUCUAUCCAUUUUGUUUGCUAUAGGCCUGUCAAAGGCCAUGGUGAGCUGCCCCCCCAAAAAAACACUUCCAUCAAGAACUACACUAGACGGUAGUCAACUGCAUCCUAAAAUCAAGCAGGAAUUAGCCUUUAUUGGAAGGGGGGUGGGACGCGUAUUGCAGCUGCUCCAGCAUAGCUUUGAGAACUGCAGUUAUUUUCCUGUGUUUUUCUUUGUGUUCCCCAGGUCAGUUUUACUCUAAUAAACGUCUUCAAAGACACAGCAAUAGAAAGAAGACAUUGACUGUACAAGGACAAUCAUAUAGUUUCACAAGGUAAAAGCCACAAAAAAACACUUGUUGUAGACUAUAUGAGUGUGUGUGUGUGUGUGUAUGAGAAACUUGUUAAGAUAUCCGUACUUUGUCUUCUUUUCUCUAGCUAAAAAUGCCCAGGUACUCUGAGCUUCUCUUUCACUACAUACCUUACACUGCUCUGCAAUUUGGGAGGGGGCGGUAUUUUACAUGAAGAAUGUUGAAAGUGAUAUUAAAAUAUAGAAAAUUGGAAGUGUUUUUCUGCAAAUGCAGCUCAAAACAGUGUUGUCAUGAAUUUUCAUAUCAGCAAAGUAUUUGUGGCCCUUUAGGACCCUCAAGGAACAACCCACACCUUUUCUAUGCACAUAAAUAUAUAUAUAUUAUGCUUGAAAUGCAACUUUCCCCCAACUCAAAAAUUUUGAGUCAUCCCCAUGCCUUUCAGGUCUUCAGCACAUUCAUUAACCUCUCCCUUGUUACUAGCUUUCCUCAGCCAGUUCCCCCCGUCUUUGCCAACAAAAAAAAGUUACACUUUGUGAAGGAGCGGGGGGUUAACAUCAAUGGGGAGGGCUUAUUGAGUCCUUGGACCCAAUGUCAUGCCAACCCUUACCUUGCCUGCUGCUGUCAAUAAAGAUUUGGCCUGGUUUUAUCCCAUCACCAUUGUGCAGUCUUCUUGUUUUGCUGCUCUCAUGGGUCACAUAAUGCGCCUGCCUGGGCAAAUGAAUUUUGCUAUGCAGUUCUCCAACCAACCAAUAUUUUCAAAAAUGCAUAUAUUAGGGGGAAAUGUGCAUACAAAUGUUAGUGAAAAUGACAUACAAAAUGCAUUAUAUUAGAGGAAAUUAUAUUAAGAAAUGUGUUCAUUAGUAAAAAAACACAUCCCAAAAUGUGUUUAUUAGGAGAAAUUUGCAUUGAAUGUUGAUGAAUCUUCAUGAGGAUUUUUCAUUUUUAUACUGUGAAUUGCUGCACAAAUGUGGAGGGCUGAAUUUAAGAUGGAAAAAAAUGAGAAAUGGAGAUAAGUGAAAUUGGCAGAUCCUUUCAUCCCAUUUGCAAAGGAAAGGGGGUUGCUAGCAAAAAUCAGGGGAAUGGCUAUAAAUGCAGUCACGUUAAAACAAAAAUCUUUUGCAGGGGAAUAACUGAGAAGCCCAUGUGACUUUCAAGGGGGCUUUUACUUUCAAUGAGAACUUAUUGUUCUUUUCUCUUUCGUUUUUAAGGCAAAACAAGAAAGAUUACAGGAUUGAAUCGGGAGCCAAUGUCAAUUUUGCCUGCUGGUCACUGGAUAUAACUCCUUGA